AUGCCUUCCAACGACAACGACAAUAUUUUUACUAAGCUUAAAAAGCAAGUUCAUAAGCUUAACCAUCACAGUCAAGAUUCGGGUGCAAAAUUAGAUGAGCAAGAAAAGCUGAGAAUCAUUGAUUCGAUCGAUGCUCCUCCCGAGUUCACAAAUGAACCUCAAAUCACUGACCGUAAAGCUGACUUAGCUCAGCCUAUUCAUAAUGUGUAUGAACCUUCAGAUUAUGCCACUAACAGUGAAUAUGAUCCCCAUAUUAUAAAGAGAACUGCUAUGGGCAAUCUUCGUGAUAACCCUCCAGUGUACUCUACUGAACCUGUUCCACAAGAUGUCUUUACAGAUUAUACUAAUGAAAAAGAGACAACUGAUAAAGCAGUUGUAGAUCCACAUCCUGAAUUAUCAAAAAAUGAUAAUCCCUUAUAUACAGAUGAUGCUGAAUUGAGAGCCGGUGUAGGACUGUUUUUUAAAGCAAAGGAUACUCAAGGUGGUUUAAGUGAUAAUCUUCAACCUGGCGAGGAAGCUACUAAGGCAGUUAUGAUGACUAAAAAGCAGAGAAAAUUGAUGGAAUCUAGAUUACAAAAACAUGCCAUUUUAUCUGAAAAUAAUUCAAAUCCUGAAGAGGACGCUAUUACGAAAGUGCAUCUUGCAGAAGCUAGAAAGGCAGUAGAUGUUAAUACAACUAAACCUUAUAUUGAGCGAGUCGUUGAAGGUGAUGAUAGAAGAGAAAAUCCAAAAGCCGUAGCUGAGGAAUAUGAUGCAAUACCAGGGGUUCCUUCUGGAAAGAGUUACUUGGACCUGGAGGACGAGCAAACUAACAAGAAAUCCAUUGAGAAAUCAAAACUCCAGUCUAAUGAACGUUCUGGGAACCGAAACACGGAGUCAUAUUUUUCUAAAGCUGGCGGAGUAUCUUUGUUAAAUCCUAAUUUAAGAGACAACACUGUUGAUGAAAACGCUUCAACUAAAACUCUUGAUAAUGAAUCUAUUUCAACUCCUAUCCCACUUGAAGGUGAAGAAGAGAAACUGAAACUGACUAAAUCAUUUGCAACUCGAAUUCCUUUGAGUGGUAUUGCCGGUAUUGGAGCCCCAGCUGCUUAUGGCUCUGCUACUUCUGGCCCUCCUUCUUCUACUGGUAAUGAUGGUUUAAUACAUGAAAAUGCAAGGCAUGAUUUACAUGAUCACCAAGUAGUGCUAGACUCUGAAACAGGAGAUAGCGAAAAGAAGUGUCUUGAUAUAGUGCAAGGUCUUCCAGGUGCCUACGUGACUAAAAGUAACUAA
Molecule: messenger RNA, 1272 nt
Organism: Scheffersomyces amazonensis
Lineage: Eukaryota; Fungi; Ascomycota; Pichiomycetes; Serinales; Debaryomycetaceae
Exons: 1
Coding region: 1-1272 (423 amino acids)
Source: RefSeq, a predicted model, not a curated record